UAGCUGGACUUUAAGCCUCUCUCCUGCUGGGGGUGGGGCCAGGCACUCAAACAGCAUAAAACCCCAAACAGAUGGGUCUGGUGUGGGCACAGGCCUGGCGUGGCCCUCUGGCUCCUCGGCCCUUGCCAGCUCCAUGGCCAGCCCUGUGGAAGCAUCUCCAGCAGGCCAUGCCAGUGGGUUCGGUCCCCACCGGAGAAAGAGAAUCACAUUUAGCGUUGGGCAGCUGCUGGAGUUGGAGCGGGUGUUUGCAGCACGACCCUAUCCUGACAUUGGUACCCGUGAACACCUUGCCCGACUCACUUGCCUACCGGAGGCCAAGAUACAGGUGUGGUUCCAGAACCGCCGGGCCAAGAAAAUCAAGAACAGAAAUCCAGGAGGCCUAAGUCCCAGGCCUCAGCCUCCCCAGAGCUGCUGUUCUCUUCCAGAUACCCCCCAGCAGCCCUGGACACCCCCAACGCUGGUCCAGCCUCCACCUGCCACCAGCACAGCUCAGUGCACCUCGGUGUGUUCACAGGCCUUGUGUGUAGCUCCCAGCUUGGGUCUAGGUCAGGGCUGGGCAGUGAUGAAAGCUGUAGCCCCACGGGGACCUGCUGAGGUCUCAGGGGUCCACCCUUCUUUGGAGCAAGCUACUCCUCAAACCUCCUUGGGCAGCCUAUCUGACCUUAUUUAUGCCUCAGCUGUUGUCACCAAUGCAGACCACUCCUGAUCCAGGUCCAGAAUUUCCAAGACCUCUCCUCUGGCUCUUACAGUCCAUCCAGCCCACUUAGGACUGAACACAUCAGAACUGGAUCCCCUGCCCUCUUCUUUUACAUAAAGAAAAACUCUAAUGGGAAGAGUUUAGUUUCGGGACCCCUCCCUUCCACUUCCAGGCCAACUCAGACGCAGGUCCUCGGCAGUGACUGCAGCAUGGUACUUGCUACCCAGCACCCUGGACCCUCCUAGGGCAUAUCAAUUGUCUUGACAGUACCAUCAGGAUGAGUUAAGGAGUCAUGUUUCCCAUCUCUCCUGCUAGGACCUGCCCCCAGUUCUCACCACAGAGAUGACCUCCUCCCUCUGAUGGGGCAGCCAUCUGUCUGACCAGGGCCCUUUAGGCCAUUACCUAAAUGCCUGCUAUGCAUGCUAGGGGAAGAGGGCUGCUCCUACUCUUGAUUGCUGGAAACCCACCUUUUUAUGGUUCAGGGGCCCCUCAUCUCCUACCUCCUGGACAAAUUAAUCAUAACUAUGGACCUGAAGAGGGAACGAUAUUAAAGUAAUAAAAGUAGAAAAGGAC
Ictidomys tridecemlineatus (thirteen-lined ground squirrel) is the source of this 1270-nucleotide messenger RNA. It is a transcript of the gene Sebox, whose product is annotated as SEBOX homeobox. Lineage: Eukaryota; Metazoa; Chordata; Mammalia; Rodentia; Sciuridae. The record is from RefSeq and is a predicted model, not a curated record. Gene Ontology annotation, molecular function: DNA binding.